AGCCACCUGGUGUCUUCUCCUUCUGUGUGAUUGCGCCAGACUCAUCAAUCUUCUGUACCCGGCUUCCGUCGUUUCUCACCCCUUUCCUCAUCUAUUCACAUUAUCAAAUUUUCAUUUUCCCUAUCUUUUAUACCCCCUAACUCUUCGCCCACGACUAUCGACGCUCUCACGGCUCAGCGAUUGGCUGGCUCAUAGCUUAGGACAACCUGGCCUUAUAAUUGCGACAGCUUAGCUGCACCUACCUGGCUCGAUCUCACAACCACUCUUCGUCCCCAACUUUUUUUUUACGUGCUCGAGUUCCCACGCCCGUUUCGCUUAACUUGGGAUAGAACCACGAUCUUCAUCUCAAAGCUCGAAACGAAUCUCAAGGCAACUUCGCUCAGCCUUACACCCCCUACAACUACGACACCCCAUAAACCAUAUCACGGCGGAUAACAUGGGCUAUCUCUACACCACUGCAGGCUACGCCCUGCUCUUUGCCGUUGCCUAUGUUCUAUACCAACUAUCUCAAGGCCAGAGAACUGGAAACCAACCACGGGCUCAGAUCAAGCCGGCCAAGAGCUCGCAGGCGGAGACUCGUAAGGAAGACCGCAAGAAGAAGCAGCGCCAGGAGGCCUUUGCAUCAGAGGCACAGGAGGCUUCCAAGAAGCCCAAGGUUGAAUCAGAGACCAGUGCUUGGACUGGUAGUGCGAAGGACAAAGAUGACAAUGUCGACAAUCGCGAAUUUGCCCGACAAUUGGCAAAGGCCAAGGAAGGUACCAAGUUUGCUGCCAAAUCUGAUGCUGGUAAGCAGCGAGAGAAGUCUGUCAAACAAUCCCGCGCCAACAAGGUGGCCAGCGCCGCCGAGGAGAAGGAGUCGGCUCCGUCAUCUACCACUGGUGCCGAUGGCGAUGAUGAUCAGUCCCCUGUAACCUCACCUGAGGUCGGUCCCGCAGUCGCAGUCGCAGGCGAUGUUUCCGACAUGCUCGAGACCGCUCCUACUCGCCCAACAGUUCUUCGUCUGACCGACACCGAGCCCAAAAAGCAGAACAAAAAGACCCCAAAGGUGGAGGCUCCCGUUGAGACCAAGAAGCAGCGCCAGAACCGUAAGAAGGCCGAGGCGGCCAAGGCUGCCCGCGAGGAAUCCGAGAAGGAGCGAAAGCUUCUCGAAGAGAAGCAACGCCGCGCCGCUCGCAUUGCUGAGGGACGCGCUGCUAAGGACGGCUCCCAGUUCACUGCUGCCCAGGGCAAGUCAUCCGCUUGGAAGGAGGGAGCUCCCAAGGCCCCCGAAGCUGCCCAGACGAAUGGAUUUCAUCAGCCGCUUGACACAUACGAGGAAGCUCCCGCUUCUGCAGUCAAGGCCCCCAAGAGUACCGAUCGCAAGUGGAUGGAGUCUCUACCUUCUGAAGAGGAGCAGAUCCAGCUUCUCCAGAACGAUGAUGACUGGAGCACUGUCAAGACCAAGUCUAAGAAGGGUGCUAAGAAUGCCACUUCAGUUGGAUCUGGUGACGAGGCUGCGGCCCGCCCCGCUGUCCAGCCCAAGCAACCCACCGGGCCUAACAAGGCUUCCCAGCCUUCUCAGUCAUUUGGAUCUUUCUCGGCAUUGACUACUAAGGGCGAUGCUGCUGAAGAAGAGGAGGAAGAAGAAUGGGAUGUUUAAGAAGAGCAGCCCCAGGUGGAUGCAUUGCGUGUCUUUGAGGCAUGCCAUUACACUUUCCUUGUCACUUGUCUGUAACUUGACUAUUUCAUUUUCCACCAACGAAUUUCUGCCAUAAUUUGCAUCACGGGGCAGUGUGCCGUCCGAACACGUGCCAAGACGUUGAUGGAGUGCGACAGCACAAGCGUUUGCGGUUGGGAGUUCAGGGUUUAUGGUCAAAUUUUCGACGAGGCGAGGCUGGCCAUUCCAAAGGUAGCCAUUGAAGGAAAACACCGACGGAAGCAGUUCACAUUCAUGGACAAAAAGCAAGGGUUUCAUGUUGGCCGUGGAAAAGGAAAAGCCUGCGGUUGAUGACUGCAUCGGUGGAUGAUGCCAGGCCAGUAUUUGGAAGAAAAUUGGGAAGUGUAUUGAUAGUCGAAUCGAUUGUUUGCGACAGUUUGUCAGUCCAAAUAAGAAGCCAAAUGAAGCAUCAUUAGCUACGGCUCAAGUGCUUGGAGUGGUGUCUAUGAAGGUAGAUUAGGUCAAGUUCACGUGUUCCCUUGAACUCUGUGCGAUCUCUGGGAGUUGCAAGUUGAGGUAAGGGAAA
Messenger RNA from Fusarium verticillioides 7600, 2222 nucleotides. RefSeq lists its product as hypothetical. Lineage: Eukaryota; Fungi; Ascomycota; Sordariomycetes; Hypocreales; Nectriaceae. Bases 437 to 1639 code for a protein of 400 amino acids. The record is from RefSeq and is a predicted model, not a curated record. The transcript is spliced from 2 exons.